Molecule: messenger RNA, 3870 nt
Organism: Patella vulgata (common limpet)
Lineage: Eukaryota; Metazoa; Mollusca; Gastropoda; Patellidae
Product: aquaporin-4
Exons: 3
Coding region: 325-1164 (279 amino acids)
Biological process (GO): transmembrane transport
Cellular component (GO): plasma membrane
Molecular function (GO): water channel activity
Source: RefSeq, a predicted model, not a curated record
UAUCCAGUGCCUGCAAAUGAAAAUAAUUCUUUCAUUUACACUUUCUCUUUGAAAUUCGAUUAUAUAGUUUUCUUCAUUCCAUGUUUUAUACAGCUCACAGUCAAUUUGUGCCUAAUUUCAUAUUAAGGUUCUCGCUAACAGCUUUAGUUCCUAAUCGUACCAAAGUAUGGACCUAUAAUGGGCUAAUAUACAGCUCAAUCUAAUAUCGUGUGCUGGAAACCAGUAGAAUAAAUCACGCCAGUGGCUGUCUCGUAGUAAAUAGGAUUUGUAUCGGAAGAUAAACUGGAAAAUCUGUUUCAUUCGGUGUCUGUGUAUCAUUCGAAUAUGGAGUCGAUAUUUUUGACAAUACGACGUUUUUCCUUCUGGAAAGCUGUGAAAUGUGAAUUUUUACUGACAAUGUUUUACGUGUUAGUUGGAUGCGCUUCCACAAUUCCUGGAGAUUCACAUUAUAAGCAGAAUGUCAACGACUUAAAAGUGGCUUUAGCUUUUGGAAUUACUUCCAUGACGCUAAUGCAGUGCUUCCUGCCAAUUUGUGGUCCUCCUCAAAUGAAUCCGGCCAUAACAAUAGCUAUGUUAUGCACUAGACGUGUUCAUGUUGUGACAUCGUUUAUCCAUAUUUUUGCUCAGUGUCUGGGUGGACUGGCAGGCGCGGGUAUUUUGUACGGUGUGACUCCUGCCAGAAAACAUGACAAUUUAGGAGUAACUAUGGUCCAUAAUGAUAUUGGUCGCGGUCAGGCUUUUGGUAUUGAGUUUAUAAUAACGUUUAUCAUGACGUUUGCUUAUUUUGCUGGCCAUGAUAACCCGGCUCUAUUUGGAGGAUUUCAGUCGGCACCUGUUGGUUUGUCUAUUAUGUUUGGUCAUACCUUUGGGUGGCAAUUUACCGGAGCAAGUAUGAACCCAGCUCGAUCUCUUGGACCAGCUAUAGUUUGUAACGAAUGGUCUGACCACUGGGUAUAUUGGAUAGGUCCUGUGCUGGGUUCUAUACUCGGCGGUAUAACCUAUGAAUACACAACUGGGGGCGGACCCGAGAUUAAAAACUUAAGGCGGAACAGUUCCCUCGGAACAAUGAUGAACACGGAAACUGUUCGUGGCAGUAAAGAAAGUGUUGAUAUGCCGACAGAAUUGACAUUCACUAUACCGGCCACACCCGAUCCUGAAAUAUGAAAAACGCUUAAAGAGGGAUACACUGUCGUUCUAUAAACCUUUAAAGGUGUUUUAAAGCAACAAUUUCCUAUAAUACUUUUAAAAUUUACCACCAAAGAUUUAUAUGUGGACAUGUAUCUAGAUAUUGGGUCAAUAUGGCAUCUGAUAAAUAACACAUAUCGCAUGUGUAUAGUGUCCAGCUAAGAUGCUUUAUUGGACCCAUGCCGUCUUAGCAAACGAGGCAUUUCAACCUAACCCAAUUCUGAGGAGCUUUUGUAUUUUCAGGCAAAAUCGGGUUACACCUAUCUUCUAAUGAGUUUUUGAUUAUAAAUAAUAUAAAGUGGGGCAUUGGUCAAAGAACAAUUAUAAUGUUAUGUUAGAUUAUUUGAUAGCGACAGGUGCUUGGGGCCGAGGGUGGGGUUGGGCAGUAUACCUCAGUUUUUGCGUGCCCAUUAUCGUGCAGGCCAAACGUUGCAAUCACUGUGUGUCGUUUGCUUAUGUAUGAAGACUGCUAUAGAACAAUCCGAGCGAAUUUGCAGUUAGAAGCUCACUGUGUAUACGCGAACUGAAGCGUAAUGUAAGUGGGGCUCGUUUAAGGCUUUGUCCCUUCUUAUAUUAAUUUCCCUGUUCAUAUAUAUAUAGCCAUGGGUUUUGAAUUUACUUAGUACACGCGAAAGGUUUCUCCGCUAGUAUACACAGUUUUAACCUUGAAUUUACAAAGUCAUCUUGUACACAUAAGCCCCACCCCCCCCCCCCACCUCCCGUUCAUAACCCAUUGUUAAUUCCCCGGUUAACGUCAGGCACAAGCCUAUUUGUCCCGAUUGUCAGUGUAUUGGGUUUUUUUUGUAGUGAUAUCAACACUCGCGUAUAUUUAGAAAAGGAAACCGCGGUCAUGGCUGAAUUUUGAGUUCACCGAGAUUUUCCGGCGUGGUUUUCUCUUGUCAGUGGUGCAGUACAAAGGGCCUGACAAAGACAAUUGUCUAGUCCUUCGGAUGGUACGAAAAACCGAGGUCCCGUCUACAUAUUGGCAUGCACGUAAAAGAUCCCUUGGCAGUUGGAAUUUGAUAUAAGAGUAGACCUUAACGUCGCUGUCCUAGCAAAAUGUCCCUGAUAUAAUACUGUAUGGCGUAUGUCCGUCUUCAUUAGCCCAGUCGGAGCAGAACAGUAAGACGUUAAACCCCAUUUCAUAUCUGAAUUUUGGCAUCAUUCCCUUAAGCGAACUUAUCCAAGAUGGUAUUGUUAAAUCAGCUCUCGAAAUCUGCUUCAAACAUUCAGUAAGCUACUUCAAAGAAUGUCACACUCAUUACAAUCCUGAAUGACAUUUACAGGCCAUAAAAAAAUAAUGAUAAAAUAUUUAUAGUAAAAAUAUUUUAUAAACAAUUUACCGAUAACUUAACUACAGUUUUAACUGCUUGUCAACUAGCUCUGGAAUUAUACAUUAUCUUCGAACAAAUUCAAUGGAAUAUUUGUCAAGCUUCAACAUGUAAUUGAUUUAUAAACAGUAUUAUGGAGCAAAAAAGGUGUCGAAAAUGUCAACAUCCGCUUCAUAUUGUUGUUAAAAGAAGAUUAGGAGGAUACAUUGUGUUCAUAUUGAUGUAUGAUGCGCCAAAAUCAAUAUCUAAAAUAAUAACUGAUUGUUGACAGAAUAAUGUGAUUUCUAUUUGAGGAUUAUUUAAAACAGUGUUUCAUAUUAUUUAUAUUAUAAAAAAAUCCUAACUUGUCCAAACGAAACAGCAUGAGACAAAAGUAUUGAUUGUGCAGAUUUGCAGCAUUCUACACAGUUCAGAAUGUCAAACAGCAUUUAUUUUACAUAUUAUAAACCGUUCAUUUUAAGAAAUAUUUGUGUUUUAUCUCUUCUAAGUCGCUAUUUUAUAUUUUACACCUUGGAAUACAAUAUUUAUUAAACAUACAUUAUGCAGGGGCUAAAUCUGUCUAUUGCAGGUCUUUCUUUAGGCCCGAAAUGUUAUCUAAAUUAUUAAUUAGACAUUAAUUAACCUAUCCAGACCAUAAUCAACUCUAGAUGGCAUCGCUAGCCUGCGAUCUUCAGUGGGUUGUGAGCCGAUUUACUGCAUAACUUUCCUUCACGAUUUAACGAUUAAAUGGAUAAUCGAGACUAUGCUGUUUAUCGUACUGACUUUAGUAAUGAUGAUCGAGGCUAAGCGGAAAUUUAAAUUGCUUAGUUCUCGGUUCAUAGUGGAUCAAUUUGAAUGAAAUUUUCAGCAAAUUAUCUAAUUUUUAACUAUUAUAGUGAGAACUGCCAACUCGUUAUCUAAUAUUCCAUAAUGUAUCUUUAAAUGAAUAUUAUAAUGACUUGUGUACACAUUUCUGAAUUCUACACAGUUCAAUUUAGAAUGUCAAAUAGGAUUACAAGUCGUUAAUUUAAGAAACCUGAGUGUUUUAUCCCUUUUUUCGUUGAUAUUCUAUAUUUUACACCUUCGCUAUUUAUUAAAUGUAUAUAAUGCCAUGUGCACGUUUCUGAAUUUUGUUUCUACCAACUCACGCGUUUGAAGUUUUCUACGCAGUUCAAUUUAGAACAUUAAACAACAUAAGCCAUCUAUUUUAAUAAAUGUGUGCGUUUUAGUCCUGAAAGACUAGCCAAAUAUUAUCUUAUUAUUAUCCAGUACUGACAGAAUUCUUCAAUUAUGUCAAUAUCAAUGAGUUAAUUCCUGUAAAAUGUGAAAACAUGUUACGAUAACCUGAAGCAUCUAUCGUAACGGUGAUAAAUGG